AUGGAGCUUUUUGGAAAGCUUUUUAUCUUAUGCCUAGUUUUUCAUCUGCUGUUGGAAUUGGGCCAGGUUGCUGCUGAUGGUCCAUUGAGUGGGCUUGCAGUUAUUCCGGUUCGUCACGAGCAGCACCUAAAGCUACAUAUCUGGUGGAAUUCGUCGUUGCCAGCAGACGCUGGCUACUCCGUAUCCGUGGAUCAUAUCGAUUCCGAAGAGUGCACCCUCAAAGAGAGCCCAUUUCAAAAUCAACAGCACAUAAAAUGUGCACCCAUCGUUACCGAUACGUUGACCACCGAUGUGCUCAUACCUUCCGAUACAGACGGUGUAUUAAAACAUACAUGUCCAAUCCAGCAGCUGUGCACUUACUCCAUCAAAGUUGAAGCAUUAAAUAUCCCCAGUCGAAUUUUUGAAACUAUUUCCAUCCCGGAUUGUGUAGAGGACUUGUGCUCUUGCCAUUACGUUCAACAUUUACCGUCGCUCCUAGAUACAACGGCAGUUCUUAACGCAAGCAGUAAUCAGCUUAUCGUUAGUUGGAAGGUUGGACCGUUCAACACCUCCGAGCUACCCGAAAAUGUGACGCCAAAGUUAAUUUUCAUCCGCGUUCGGCGUGGCACAAACAACGAACUAGGAUGGGGCGGUCAACACUCCAGCAUGAAGGAACUGGCGCUUCCGUUCGAAUCCAGUUCGCACGCGUUCGAUUUGAGUCAUUUCGCCGGAAACAAGUUCAUUUUCUUUGUGCAGCUCAAAGUAAUUGAUACGCGAAACUGCGAGCGCGACUUCGCUCCCAUACGAGGAAACUGUACCGCCGAUGCAUCCUGCGACUGUGAGUACAUGAAUGAUUAUCCAGAAUUUCUCUUCUUGUCGCAUUAUGAGGAAAAUGUUGUCACGAUCUCAUGGCGCCCAUUGUUAAAUGAAUCUUGGCAUCGGAUAUCAUCGGCCCACCGUAUUGAGCUACAAAUGGCAAUUUAUUCGGAAAAAACGGCUGCCCUACUAUGCACCGCCACGACCAAUCCCAUGACAACCAGUAGUUACACAUUUCGUUUGGACGAUUCUACACCACACCCGAGUUCUGGAAUAUUGCUAACGACCACAUUUGCUGACAGCAAUCAAUGUACGAGCCGGACGUACAAGUACAAGCUGCACCAUCAUUCCUCAAAAUCUUUCCUAUUCUCCUUAGUCUUCAGUGUAAUGAUAAUAGUACUUGUGGCCGGAAUUGCUAGCAGUUUGUUCAUUUACUACAAGCGGCGCACGAAAAUACGCUGGAAAGCCAACAAUUGGAGAGAAGUCUACGUCAGAUCCAGCGUAACCGACCAACAACAAAUGCAACAAAUGGAAGAGAAUAGGCUGUACAUCGAUAUGGAUAUUCUGAACGCACGAGCAAGAGGCGAUGCAGACUAUCUGGAAGUCCCUCAUUCGUGUCUCCGAAUCGGCCGGGAGAUUGGUAAAGGGGCUUUUGGACGAGUUUUCAUGGCAAGUGCGGUUAAGCUACCGGGAUCCCAUGGACCAAAAAUUGUUGCGAUCAAGCAGCUCAAAAAAUGUCCCUCCAGUGAUGAAUUCGACGAGUUUCUUGACGAAAUUGCAAUGAUGAAAAAAGUAGGCAAACAUCCCAACAUCGUUACGCUGCUCGGUUGCUGCACCAUCAAGGAACCACUUACGAUGAUUAUGGAGUACAUUGGAUGUGGUGAUUUGCUUGAGUACUUGCGUAAAAUUCGAGCCAAACAUCUCGCCAAAGUGCACCAGCUGGAAAACGUCAACAUGUCACAAAACAUAGCCCCGAAUAAUCUCUUCGGUCCCAUGGUUAAGUAUUUGGACCUUGUGCAUACAUCGAGCUCUAACUCGGAUGCGUCCUACAUUACUCAAACGGACACAACAACCCGGCCUUCGGUUACUGAAACUACUUACACCGUAUUGAGCGGUGCACUGGGCGAAGAGGAUAACACCUCCGCGCUGGGAAGAAGUUCCCUUGAGUACGUGCUUGAUCACAAGGAGUUGCAUAACUUCGCGAAACAGAUUGCUUGCGGGAUGGAGCAUUUGGAGGAACUUCAGAUUACCCAUCGGGAUCUGGCCGCUCGCAACAUUCUCAUCGACGAGCGCAAAACGUUGAAGAUAUCGGAUUUCGGAUUAUCCCGCACCGGCAUCUACGUCAACACGCGGAACAAAAAGGUCCCACUGCGCUGGCUGUCGAUUGAGGCGAUGCGUGACAAUCUGUACUCCAACAAGAGUGACGUUUGGGCAUUCGGCAUAGUGCUGUGGGAAAUAGGAACGCUUGGUGGCUACCCGUACCCCUCCGUGAGCAAUCACGAGCUUUUCGCCUACCUGCAGGGUGGAAAGCGGCUGGAGCGACCGGAAAAUUGCACCCCCGACGUGUACGAGCUGAUGCUGCAGUGCUGGCGCGAGGACCCGAACGAGCGGCCUUCGUUUAUGCAAAUUUCCAAACAGCUGGAACCACACAAGAAAAUCUACAUCGACUUCAACGAGAUCGAGCCCACAUACGUGUUUCCGCCGACAAGCGAUCAGCUUCGAUUGGCUAUUGCCAAUAAUAAGUAA
Anopheles coustani is the source of this 2541-nucleotide messenger RNA. RefSeq names its product platelet-derived growth factor receptor alpha-like. The coding region runs from base 1 to 2541 and encodes 846 amino acids. The transcript has 18 exons. Lineage: Eukaryota; Metazoa; Arthropoda; Insecta; Diptera; Culicidae. Gene Ontology annotation, molecular function: transmembrane receptor protein tyrosine kinase activity; ATP binding. Gene Ontology annotation, cellular component: signaling receptor complex. Gene Ontology annotation, biological process: cell surface receptor protein tyrosine kinase signaling pathway; positive regulation of kinase activity; protein phosphorylation. The record is from RefSeq and is a predicted model, not a curated record.